ACGGAUGAAUUUUAUGUUUUUAACUUGAAAGGAACAGCUUUUUUAUGGCAUCAGGUUAGAUGUAUGAUGGCGAUUUUGUUCUUGGUUGGUCAAAAACUGGAAGAGCCUUCUAUUGUAAAUGACCUUUUAGAUAUUAAAAAAACACCAGCGAAACCAAUUUACAAUAUGGCUAGCGAGUUGCCUUUAGUAUUGUACGAUUGUCAAUAUGACAAUGUAAAAUGGUGUUACGGUCGAGAUGAUAAUAUGCUUAAUACACUUUCUAAACUUUAUAAACACAUUUACGAACAAUGGUAUGUUCAUGCUACAAAAUCUUUACUAUUUUCAACAUUAUUGAAUGAUCUUGGCAAUACGCCUUUGAAAAAAUUUAUUCACCCUGGACAAGAAUUACAAAAUUUCACUCUAAACAUCGAACAAACGCUCAAAGAAUUGGUUUCUUCUGAGAUUAGUAUGUCAUCUGGUAACUUAUCGAGCACUAUUACUGGCGGCGGCGGCAAGGAAUUGAGAGUUCGAAAUUAUGUAAAAAUUGCAAAUC
Molecule: messenger RNA, 532 nt
Organism: Dentiscutata heterogama
Lineage: Eukaryota; Fungi; Glomeromycota; Glomeromycetes; Diversisporales; Gigasporaceae
Source: the annotation of a GenBank genome assembly